Molecule: messenger RNA, 1569 nt
Organism: Ostreococcus tauri
Lineage: Eukaryota; Viridiplantae; Chlorophyta; Mamiellophyceae; Mamiellales; Bathycoccaceae
Product: GPI inositol-deacylase PGAP1-like
Exons: 1
Coding region: 1-1569 (522 amino acids)
Biological process (GO): endoplasmic reticulum to Golgi vesicle-mediated transport; GPI anchor metabolic process
Cellular component (GO): endoplasmic reticulum
Molecular function (GO): phosphatidylinositol deacylase activity
Source: RefSeq, a predicted model, not a curated record
AUGACCCACGUCGUCGGCGUCGUCACACUACUCGUUUCCAUCGUCUCAUGGGUCGUCGUUCUCGUCCCGAACGCCCGAGCGGGUCCCAACGCGUGCGCGAUGUCGUACAUGUAUCCAACCUUUACAGAGAUUCCCUCCGAGGACGUCCGUUUGGCGAGCGAAACGCACCGCUUGUAUCGUUACCUCGACGCGAGAGACGCAGAGACGCGUGCGGACGAUCGGACGUGCGUCGUUCAUAGCUUGUACGUCCCGGGGUCGGGUGGUUCGCACGCGCAGGCGAGGAGCGUCGGGAGCGGGACGCGACUCGGCGCCGGAUGUUCGGUGGAACACUACGCGUUGGAUUUCGGACGCGAACACGGUGUGUACAACGGGAGAUUAUUAUCCAGACAAGGCGCGAGCGUCAGGGCGGCGUUGGCGUGGUUACGAGCGCGAGGGUCGUCGACGCGGACGCGCGGGACGGCGCUCGUCGGGCACAGCGCCGGCGGUCUCGCGGCGAUGGACGCGAUCGGAGCGAUCGAGGGCGCGCUCGACGUCGACGCAGUCGUCGCGUUGGCGUCUCCGUUGGGAUGGAAUCCCGUGAGUUUGACUGUUGAGGCGUACGCGCGCGAGCGGAGCGCGCGGACGCGUUGGCGGGCGGUUGGCGCCGAAUCGAGAGUCGUCGUCGCGAGCGUCGUGGGAGGCGCGCGCGAUCGGCAGGUGAGCUCGAUGGCGAUGGGAAACGCAAACGCAUGGGUUAAUGAGGGGUUGGGGAUCAGCGCGAGCGCGCCGGAGAUUGCGAACGUCGGGGUGGCGAUCGAUCAUCAGUGCGCGACGUGGUGUAAACAGUUGGUGAGCGCCGUCGCUCAAGGAUUCGAGCGGGCAUUUCCGGAUCCUCGUCCAGAAGACGACGGCGACGGCGAACUCACGUCAAAAAUGACGCCGAGAGAGAUCGCGAACGGGUUCCGCGACGCGUUCGGUGAGAUUAUAGAGUCCUCCGACGGGUCCGCGUUCGGCGUUCCUUCGAGAUUUUACGAGACGGUUCAGGAGCGCACGCCGAGCGUCUUCGCCGGCGUCGUCGCGCAUCUCGUCGUCGGUGCAAUGACGACACAGCUGGUGCCCAUCAUCGUCUUCGCCGUUGUCGCGCACUUCGCAUCGCCGCCGGUCCUUCGAGAGCGACCGGCGGAGUCGUUUGCGGCUUCGAUCGCCGUCUGCGUUGCGUGCGGAUCGAUCGCGCGAUUCGCUCGAUCUUUCGGCGAACGACGCGCGCUCUUCGCGUGUCAACUCAUCGCAUAUACACCAUCGCUCAUCGCCUGGGCGCAUCACGCGUGGACAACGUUCGCGCGAGGUGUCGGCUUUCGAGACGUCGUCGCGCCGUUCGGUCCGGCGGACGCCGCGUGCGUCGCCGUGGCCGUCGCCUUCAUCACUCAAUCGUCCACGAAGACGCGUCCAACGGCGACUGCGAUAAACAUUAUUGCCGGUUGCACAGCCGCCUACGCGAGUGCGCCCGGAAAUGGCGGUCUGGCGCACGUCGCGUGCGCCGUCUUUGCGUUCGGCGGCAUCAUCGACGCUCGCCGAGCCAAGCUCGAUUAG